Molecule: messenger RNA, 972 nt
Organism: Trichoderma aggressivum f. europaeum
Lineage: Eukaryota; Fungi; Ascomycota; Sordariomycetes; Hypocreales; Hypocreaceae
Exons: 3
Coding region: 1-972 (323 amino acids)
Source: RefSeq, a predicted model, not a curated record
AUGGCCAGCCACAGAGCGCAAGCACAGUUCCAGCGUGCAAAAUGGCGACCGCUGCUUCUUGUCCCAGCCUGGUUCUUGCAGCUGGCGUUGGCAUUUGGAAUGCUGGGACUCUUCUCAUGGAGACUUGGCGACACUAUCCAUCACUUUCAAGCCCGAGAUAAGGCUGGUAAAGCUCCCGUCAUCGAAUAUGUCUGGGAAGCCACCAAUGUCGCAUUAUCAUCCGUCGUCGCGUUCUGCACCAUCUUCGAGAUUGCCAGAUACUUUUCUGAGUCGUUGACCCCAUGGACAAUGCUAUUCUCGCACGUGGUCAAAUUGGCAUGCGCAUCUGCCAUCCUCGCCCUCGACGUAGUCAUAUAUGUGCAACGAAGCGAUGCUCAUUAUUCUCUGGUUGGCCUUGGCAUGGACGCCUUGCUAAUGGUCAUUGCCAUUUCGCUGGCCAUUUAUGCCAUCAUGGCGUAUCGUCGGCUGUCCAAGUACGACGACUACUCUCAUCCUGUCAACGUCAAGCCAUACGGCUUCAACGAUGGAUUGGAUGGCGACUCAUCGUACUCUUCGUUUUCAAGCCGGACAGGAUUGCGAACCUCGACGGACAAGCGGGGAUCACUUGGAUCCGAGCGUCUCAGCAUUGGAUCUCUCGGGAGAUCCCUCUCGAACCCGACCAUCAUCCAGCCGGUGGAACAAAGACCGAGGCGCUAUAGCCACGAGAGAGACACGCAAUUUGACGAAUACAUGGUUCGCAAGACUUCGGGCGGCUAUUCAAGUCCUCCCAUCGACACGCCUUUGGGAGAUUCAUUGACAGCGAUCGGUGCUAUCCAUUCCCGCUCACGAGGGUCAAGUGUAUCGCAGACCUUGAGCUACAAUAGCGAUCACGUCUUGGUUUCGGUGCCAGAAGAGGAGGGCGAGAUGGUUGAAACGCCAAAGGAUCCUAAACGGGAUCAUGAGACUUUGCUGGCACACGGUUCACACAAGUGA